Molecule: messenger RNA, 6933 nt
Organism: Ahaetulla prasina
Lineage: Eukaryota; Metazoa; Chordata; Lepidosauria; Squamata; Colubridae
Gene: DICER1
Product: dicer 1, ribonuclease III
Exons: 26
Coding region: 76-5832 (1918 amino acids)
Biological process (GO): pre-miRNA processing; siRNA processing; apoptotic DNA fragmentation
Cellular component (GO): RISC complex; cytoplasm; nucleus
Molecular function (GO): protein binding; ribonuclease III activity; DNA binding
Source: RefSeq, a predicted model, not a curated record
UAAUGUUGUUGUACUUUCUUCCACAAUAGUAAGCUGUGCAGGAAAAUGCUAUGAAAAGAAACACUGGAUGAAUGAAUGAAAAGCCCUGCUUUUCCACCCUUCAGCAUGGCAGGACUACAACUCAUGACCCCAGCUUCUUCUCCAAUGGGUCCUUUUUUUGGACUACCAUGGCAACAAGAAGCAAUUCAUGAUAACAUUUACACACCAAGAAAAUAUCAGGUGGAACUCCUGGAAGCAGCUCUGGAUCACAAUACUAUUGUCUGUUUGAACACUGGCUCAGGGAAGACUUUUAUUGCAGUGCUACUCAUUAAAGAACUUUCUUAUCAGAUCCGGGAAGACUUCAACAAAAAAGGAAAAAGAACAGUAUUUUUGGUUAAUUCCGCAAAUCAAGUUGCUCAGCAAGUAUCAACUGUUAAGACACAUUCAGAUCUCAAAGUGGGAGAGUAUUCAAGUUUGGAAAUAACAGAAGCAUGGACAAAAGAAAGAUGGAACCAGGAAUUUGCAAAGUAUCAGGUUCUGGUUAUGACCUGUCAAAUCGCUUUGAAUGUUUUAAAAAAUGAACAUUUAGCCCUCUCAAACAUUAAUCUCCUUAUUUUUGAUGAGUGCCAUCUUGCAAUCCAGGAUCAUCCUUAUAGAGAAAUUAUGAAGCUUUGUGAAAGUUGUCCAUCCUGUCCUCGAAUCUUGGGAUUAACUGCUUCCAUUUUAAAUGGAAAGUGUGAUCCGGCAGAGUUAGAGGAGAAGAUUCAGAAACUGGAGAAAAUUUUAAAGAGCAGUGCUGAAACGGCAACUGAUUUAGUAGUUUUGGACAGAUAUACUUCUCAGCCAUGUGAGAUUGUGGUGGAUUGCGGACCAUACUCUGACAAAAGUGGGCUCUAUGAAAGAUUGUUAACAGAGCUGGAUGAUGCGCUUAGCUUUCUGAAUGAUUGCAACAUAUCUGUACAUUGUAGAGAGAGAGAUUCUAUCUUAAUUUCUAAGCAGAUACUGUCAGACUGCCGGGCAGUGUUGCUUGUUUUGGGACCGUGGUGUGCAGAUAAAGUAGCUGGGAUGAUGGUGAGAGAGCUACAGAAGUACAUUAAGCAUGAGCAAGAGGAGCUACACAGGAAAUUUUUAUUGUUUACAGAUACUUUCCUAAGGAAAAUUCAUGCACUCUGUGAAGAGCACUUCUCUCCUGCCUCACUUGACCUGAAAUUUGUAACCCCAAAAGUAAUAAAACUGCUUGAAAUCUUGCGCAAAUAUAAACCCUAUGAACGGCAACAAUUUGAAAGUGUUGAAUGGUAUAAUAAUAGGAAUCAAGACAAUUAUGUAUCUUGGAGUGAUUCUGAGGAUGAUGAUGAGGAUGAAGAAAUAGAAGAGAAAGAGAAGACAGAGACUAACUUUCCUUCUCCGUUUACCAAUAUUUUAUGUGGAAUUAUUUUUGUGGAACGAAGAUACACUGCAGUUGUUUUAAACAGGUUGAUAAAAGAAGCUGGCAAACAAGACCCAGAGCUGGCUUACAUCAGCAGCAAUUUUAUAACUGGACAUGGCAUUGGAAAGAAUCAGCCCCGUAGCAAACAGAUGGAAAUAGAAUUCCGAAAGCAGGAAGAGGUUCUUAGAAAAUUUCGAGCACAUGAAACCAACUUGCUAAUUGCAACUAGUAUUGUAGAAGAGGGUGUUGACAUACCAAAAUGCAAUUUGGUGGUUCGUUUUGAUUUGCCCACAGAAUAUCGUUCCUAUGUGCAAUCCAAAGGAAGAGCCAGGGCACCAAUCUCAAACUACAUUAUGUUAGCUGAUUCAGACAAAAUUAAAUGUUUUGAAGAAGAUCUUAAAACCUAUAAAGCGAUUGAGAAGAUUCUGAGGAACAAAUGCUCGAAAUCUGUUGAUAUUAGUGAAACAGAAAAUGAGCCUAUUAUAGAUGAUGAUGACAUCUUCCCACCAUAUGUGUUGAGGCCAGAAGAUGGUGGUCCAAGAGUCACAAUAAACACUGCUAUUGGGCACAUUAAUCGGUAUUGUGCUAGAUUACCAAGUGAUCCAUUUACUCAUCUGGCUCCGAAGUGUAAAACUAGAGAGCUUCUUGAUAACACAUUUUAUGCAACACUUUAUCUACCUAUCAAUUCUCCUCUUCGAGCAUCAAUAGUCGGUCCUCCAAUGAGUUGUGCGAGAUUAGCAGAAAGAGUUGUCGCUCUUAUUUGUUGUGAAAAAUUGCAUAAAAUUGGUGAACUAGAUGAUCACUUGAUGCCUGUUGGAAAAGAAACAGUAAAAUAUGAAGAGGAACUUGAUUUGCAUGAUGAAGAAGAAACCAGUGUUCCAGGAAGGCCAGGUUCUACAAAACGAAGGCAGUGCUACCCUAAAGCUAUUCCAGAAUGUUUGAGGGACAGUUAUCCCAAACCUGAUCAACCCUGUUACCUUUAUGUAAUUGGUAUGGUCUUAACUACUCCUUUACCUGAUGAGCUCAACUUCAGAAGACGAAAACUAUAUCCUCCCGAAGAUACUACAAGAUGUUUUGGAAUACUGACAGCCAAACCUAUACCUCAGAUUCCUCAUUUUCCUGUAUAUACCCGCUCAGGAGAAGUGACUAUAUCUAUUGAGUUAAAAAAAUCAAGUUUCACUUUAUCAUUACAAAUGCUUGAGUUAAUCACACGACUUCACCAAUAUAUAUUCUCUCACAUUCUUCGACUUGAAAAACCUGCACUAGAAUUCAGACCCACUGAUGCUGAUUCAGCCUAUUGCGUUCUACCUCUUAAUGUUGUUGAUGGCUCCAGCACUUUGGACAUUGAUUUUAAAUUUAUGGAAAAUAUUGAGAAAUCGGAAGCUCGUACUGGCAUUCCCAGUACACAAUAUACAAAAGAAACACCAUUCAUUUUUAAAUUGGAGGAUUACCAGGAUGCAGUUAUCAUUCCAAGGUAUCGAAAUUUUGAUCAGCCUCAUCGAUUCUAUGUUGCUGAUGUCUACACAGAUCUUACACCAUUGAGCAAAUUUCCUUCACCAGAAUAUGAAACAUUUGCUGAAUAUUAUAAAACAAAGUACAACCUUGAUCUGACCAAUCUCAACCAGCCAUUGCUGGAUGUGGACCACACAUCGUCAAGACUUAAUCUUUUGACACCUCGGCAUUUGAAUCAGAAGGGGAAAGCUCUUCCGUUAAGCAGUGCAGAGAAACGGAAAGCCAAGUGGGAAAGUCUGCAAAAUAAGCAGAUUUUGGUUCCAGAACUCUGCGCUAUACAUCCUAUUCCAGCAUCACUGUGGAGAAAAGCAGUUUGUCUCCCUAGUAUCCUUUAUCGUCUUCACUGCCUUUUGACAGCCGAGGAACUCAGAUCUCAAACAGCUAUUGAUGCUGGUGUAGGAGUCAAGUCACUUCCUAUGGAUUUCAGAUAUCCUAACCUGGACUUUGGAUGGAAAAAAUCGAUUGAUAGCAAAUCCUUCAUCUCUGCUCCUAAUUCCUCUCUAGAAGAGAAUGAAAAUUAUUGUAAGCACAGUGCAAUUAUAAUCCCUGAAAAUGCUGCACAUCAAGGUGCUAUUAAAACCCCCUCCACAGAUAAGCAUGACCAAAUGUCUGUGAACUACAGAGCAUUGAUAGAGUCACCCAGCAAACUCCAAAAGGAUGUCUCAGUAGAACUGGCAACAACUAACGGUGUUUCUUACAAUAAAAAACUUGCCAACGGCAAUUGUGACAUACCUAACAGAGAGAUUUGCCAAGAAAAUCAGCUAAAUUACUGCAGGCAAGAAAUACCUGUACAAUCAACUACCUCGUAUCCUAUUCAAAAUUUAUACAACAAUGAGAACCAGCUCAAGUUCAGCAAUGAAUGUACUCUGAGUAAUAAAUACCUUGAUGGAAAUGCUAACAAAUCUACCUCAGAUGAUUGUCCCAAAAUGGCAGUGAGCACCAGUGCUUCAGAAGGUUGCAAGCCUUCAGAAGAAAGUAUGGAUUCUGUAACAAGCUCUUCCAGUGGUUAUUCCUCAAGAACCCUUGGUCCAAACCCUGGUCUCAUUCUUCAGGCAUUGACUCUUUCAAAUGCUAGUGAUGGAUUUAAUCUGGAACGGCUUGAAAUGCUUGGUGAUUCAUUUUUAAAACAUGCCAUCACUACAUACUUGUUUUGCACUUAUCCUGAUGCUCAUGAGGGACGCCUGUCAUAUAUGAGAAGCAAAAAAGUCAGCAAUUGUAACCUGUAUCGUCUUGGAAAAAAGAAAGGGCUUCCUAGUCGCAUGGUAGUGUCUAUAUUUGAUCCUCCUGUGAACUGGCUUCCUCCUGGUUACAUAGUAAACCAAGACAAGAGCAAUGCAGACAAAUGGGGAAAAGAUGAAAUGACAAAAGAGGGCUUACUGUCUAAUGGAAAACAUGAUUAUGAUGAUGACGACGAUGACGAUGACUUAAUGUGGCGAGUACCCAAGGAAGAAACUGAGUUUGAAGAUGACUUUUUGGAAUAUGAUCAGGAGCAUAUCAAAUUUAUUGACAAUAUGUUAAUGGGUUCUGGAGCAUUUGUGAAGAAAAUAUCACUGUCUCCGUUUUCACCUGCUGAUAGCAGUUACGAAUGGAAAGCACCCAAAAAAUCAUCUUUGACUAAUGUUCAAUUUUCAUCAGAUUUUGAUGAUUUUGACUAUAGCUCAUGGGAUGCAAUGUGCUACUUAGAUCCUAGCAAAGCUGUUGAAGAGGAUGAUUUUGUUGUAGGUUUCUGGAAUCCAUCAGAGGAAAACUGUGGUAUUGAUGCUGGAAAACAAUCUAUCUCAUAUGAUUUGCAUACAGAACAAUGCAUUGCUGACAAAAGCAUUGCAGACUGUGUAGAAGCCCUUUUGGGAUGUUAUCUGACCAGCUGUGGGGAAAGAGCUGCCCAGCUUUUCCUUUGUUCAUUGGGUCUGAAAGUGCUUCCAGUUAUUAAAAAAACCGAGUGGGACAAUGUUCUGUACUCUUACAGAGACCAUUUUAAUAGCCAACAGAAGCAUUCUUCAGCAAACUGCAUUUCUGUCUCUUUAGCUAAUCAAGAAUCUUCUCACUAUAAAGACUUGGUAUACGGCUGUUUAAAGAUUCCUCCAAGAUGUAUGUUUGAUCAUCCAGAUGCUGAGACAACUUUAAAUCAUCUUAUAUCAGGCUUUGAAAACUUCGAGAAAAAGAUUAACUACAGUUUUAAGAACAAGGCUUAUCUACUUCAGGCAUUUACUCAUGCCUCGUAUCAUUACAACACCAUUACUGAUUGUUACCAGCGGUUAGAAUUUCUGGGAGAUGCAAUUUUGGACUACCUCAUAACUAAGCACCUUUACGAAGACCCACGACAGCAUUCACCAGGAGUCCUAACAGACCUGAGAUCGGCUCUUGUUAAUAACACCAUCUUUGCCUCACUGGCUGUAAAAUAUGACUACCACAAAUAUUUCAAAGCUGUUUCUCCUGAGCUGUUUCAUGUUAUUGAUGAUUUUGUACAGUUUCAAAUGGAAAAGAAUGAAAUGCAAGGAAUGGAUUCUGAGCUCCGAAGAUCUGAAGAAGAUGAAGAAAAAGAAGAAGAUAUAGAAGUACCAAAGGCUAUGGGAGAUAUAUUUGAGUCCCUUGCUGGUGCAAUUUACAUGGAUAGUGAAAUGUCUCUGGAAAUGGUUUGGCAAGUGUACUAUCCAAUGAUGAGGCCAUUAAUAGAAAAAUUCUCUGCAAAUGUGCCCCGUUCGCCAGUAAGAGAGCUGUUGGAAAUGGAGCCAGAGACAGCCAAAUUUAGUCCUGCCGAAAGAACUUAUGAUGGAAAGGUUAGAGUAACUGUGGAAGUUGUAGGAAAGGGGAAGUUCAAAGGUGUUGGAAGAAGCUAUCGGAUUGCCAAAUCAGCAGCAGCAAGAAGAGCUCUACGAAGCCUCAAAGCAAAUCAACCUCAGGUUCCGAAUAGCUGAGACAUCUUCUUAAAAAACAAAUAUACCAUAAAGAGAAAAUUUUAAAAUAUAUAUAUGUGUUGAGAGGAAAAAACUGAAGACAGUAAUUAAAGUUGAUAAUAAAGUAGUUAACAACAUUAACAUGUAUACAUAAUUUUGGAACUAAUUGUAGUUAUAAGGGUUGGUUUUUUUUUGCGCAAACACAAUCUUGUCUCCUUUCCUCACUUCUGCUUUGUUUAAUCACAAGAGUGCUUUAAUAUUUAGCAAAUGUUCAAAUCAAUUGUCAGGUCCUUUGGUUUACUUUUCCACUACAGUACAGGUUUGCUUUGCUUAGCUUAAAGGCCAGGGAGCCAUGUCUCUUGUGAGAUAAAUAUCUGUAUCUCUACUUCUAUCUAGAAAUAUGGAUAUAUCUUGAAAUUCCUUUAAUCUGUGCACUAGUGCCAGUUACAAAGCAGUUAUAAACUGUACUGGAUAAUAUGGUGUAAAAAUAAGUGUGCCAGUAUUGUCCUUGUUCUUUCCAUGUCAUCUUUGCAUUAAGAUGGCAUUCCCAAUCAUUAUUGCACUUAUUUGUUAUGGACAGGUUUUUAAUUGAAAUGUCUUGCAUUCAAUAGAAUUUUAAAUUGAUGCCACAUAGUCUUGCAUUAAAGGUUCUUGCCUUAAAAAUACAUACACCCUCAAAAUUAGAAAAUUUUCAGUUUUUUUAUCUCUUUGGAACAAACUGUAUUAUAUUCCCUCCACUUUUAGAAUGCAUUUUGCAAUGAUAAAUCUCUGUAUUUACAGUACUUGUUAGUUUAGCUGUGACUUAACUUAUUACGCAAGUAAUAGAAUUGUAUUCAUAUAUACGUAGUGAGGUUAUUUUUAACAUUUCAAAGGAAAUUAUUAGUACAGAGUUUAUUUGAUAUUGCAAAGGAAAUGUUUCUUCUUAAUUUACAUUGUUAAGAAACCAAGAGUCUAGACUGAGCAGUGUCCAUUACUCUUGUAGAACUUCCUUUCACUUCAAGGGGCUUAUGCAGGAGAUUUUCUUGGUGGAUUACUGCCAUGGUUUACUGGAACUUAGUAAUGAUAAUUGCACAGUGUGAACUGUUGCUUUUUUUAAAAAGAAAUAAGAACCUUUGACAUAUC